UAUUUUAUACUCUAUGGAUAACGCUGUGUUAUAGAAACAUGAAUGUAAGAAUAACCAAGUAUCAAAAGAGGCAUUGAUAUAUUUAUAAGUAUGAUUUUAAUAAUUAAAAAAGACUAAUGUAUAUAUUGUUUAAUGAAAUAUAUAUAUAAGGUGAAGAAAAUUUGAUGUCAUUCCUUCGUGUAAUUUCGUCAUAAUUCUUUUUUUACCAUUUGUAUUUAAACAGUAAAAAUACAGUAAAAUUUGUUAAUGCUGCAAUAUAAUGUCAAACACGAUAAGUGGAAAGAAUUUAUUACGUCCUACCGGAUUACAAUGCAAAAAUCUACAUGAAUAUUUAAAAUCACGUCCACCAGAAGUAUUAAGUAAAUUAUAUCAUAAUCCGCCUAUAUGUUUGGCUGUGUUUCGUGAAUUGCCUGUGAUAGCAAAACAUUAUAUCAUGAGAUUAUUAUUCGUCGAACAAGCAGUUCCACAGGCAGUAAUUGCUUCUUGGUGUUCUAAACUUUACCUUGAAGAUCAUCAGAAAGUAGUUGUAAUUUUAAAAGAAUUAAAUAUAUGGAGAGAAACAUCUUUGCCUGGAGGAUUACCAGGUUGGAUUGUUCAUGCAUCUUUUAAAAAGAAUUUGAAAAUUGUUUUAUUGGGAGGUGGUAAACCAUGGACAAUGUCAAAUCAAUUAGAAACUGAUAGUAAACCUAGAGACGUAGCAUUUUUAGAUGCAUAUGCAUUAGAAAGAUGGGAAUGUGUUUUACAUUACAUGGUUGGUUCUCAGCAACAAGAAGGUAUCUCGGCUGAUGCUGUGAGAAUACUUUUACACGCUGGUUUAAUGAAACGAGAUGAAGGUGAUGGAAGUCCAAUUAUCACACAAGCAGGUUUUCAAUUCUUAUUGUUAGAUACUGCAUCACAGGUGUGGUACUUUAUUCUUCAAUAUUUAGACACAAUAGAAGCAAGAGGACUUAAUUUAGUUGAAUGUCUAACAUUUCUAUUUCAAUUAAACUUUUCAACACUUGGUAAAGAUUAUAGUACUGAAGGGAUGUCUGAAGGUUUAUUAACAUUUCUACAACAUCUGAGAGAGUUUGGACUUGUUUAUCAACGUAAACGAAAAGCCGGAAGAUUUUAUCCAACGCGUUUAGCAUUAAACAUAGCAACUGGACAAAAUAAACCAUUAGCUAAGGAAAGUGGAAAAGAAGGAUAUAUAGUUGUUGAAACUAAUUAUAGAGUAUAUGCUUAUACUAAUUCAAAUUUGCAAGUAGCUUUACUUGGAUUAUUUUGUGAAAUGUUAUAUAGAUUCCCAAACUUAGUGGUUUCAAUAUUAACGAGAGAUUCAGUAAGGCAAGCUUUUAAAAGUGGAAUUACUGCAGCACAGAUCAUAGGUUAUUUACAGCAGCAUGCACAUAAUAAAAUGCUAGAGGCAGGCCCACCCACAUUGCCUCCAACUAUUGUGGAUCAAAUUAAGUUAUGGGAAAACGAAAGAAAUAGAUUUUUGUUUAGCGAAGGAGUCCUAUAUAGUCAAUUUCUUUCUCAGACUGAUUUUGAAGUGCUUAGAAAUCAUGCACUUUCUACAGGUGUUCUGAUCUGGCAAAAUGACAGAAAACGAACAAUGGUGGUAACAAAAGUGGGCCAUGAUGAUGUGAAAAAAUUUUGGAAAAGAUAUUCAAAAGGUUCCUCUUAAAAAUUUAAUAUUAAAUAACAUUAAUAGAAACAAAUUAAAACCUGAAAUAUUACAAA
Messenger RNA from Vespa crabro (European hornet), 1719 nucleotides. RefSeq names its product general transcription factor IIH subunit 4 (gene mrn). NCBI's taxonomy places the organism in Eukaryota, Metazoa, Arthropoda, Insecta, Hymenoptera, Vespidae. The record is from RefSeq and is a predicted model, not a curated record. Gene Ontology annotation, cellular component: transcription factor TFIIH core complex; transcription factor TFIIH holo complex. Gene Ontology annotation, biological process: nucleotide-excision repair. The transcript is spliced from 6 exons. Gene Ontology annotation, molecular function: double-stranded DNA binding; ATPase activator activity. Bases 260 to 1663 code for a protein of 467 amino acids.